UAUCGAAGUCAAAAUAUUGGUCGACUUGCAUUGCUAAAUGCGGAAAUUAUGGCCGGUCAUGCUUCUAAAUCUGGAAUUUAUGAAAACAGCUGUAAUUGGCUAGAUAUAAAAACUACGGAUAAUAAUAAUUUUAUUAAAGCCACGAUGUACCACUCAAUUGAAUAUAUCUUAGAACUUCUUGCAAUUGCUGGUGUGCAAGAAGCAUAUCUGUUUUGUAGAGAACACUUUGAAAUAAUAAAAGAUUAUAUUAAAAAGUUAAAAUGGAGUCGUUCAUAUUCUCCAAUAAAAAUAAUUACCAUUGUAACACCUGAAGCGCGUUCAUCAAAGAAGCAAGUCCAUUUAAUAGGACAAGAUGGGAAAACUAAUGAAUGCGUUCAUUGUGAAACCGUGGAACUCUAUCCGCGUAAACAUCGCAUGGUUAUGGAUAUGGAAAUUGAUAUUUGUUCAGUAGAGCUUUAUUCACCGAGAAUUUUUGAUAAUCAAGAGAUUCGAAAGGAUUUUGUUUAUGGUAUUUUAACAUCUGAUUUAUUGAGGAAACCCAUUUAUUGCCAUCUUGUUACCCACUGCAAUAGAGAUAAUCAUGCAUGGCUGGUUAAAAUGCUAAGAGAAGUUCAUUUAUUGGGUAUUAUCCAUCGAGAUUUAAAACCUUCUAAUUUACCAUUACAAUAUGAUAACUCGGAAGAUUCGACUGUAAUACCAAGAGUAUUGAUAUCGGAUUUUGGUGAAUGUGAAAUUUUAGACCAACUCUCCGAACGUGAUAGACCUGGUGCUACUGGAACACUAGAAAUUAUGGCACCAGAACUAUUAACCGUUGAUGAAAGAGGUCGUUAUUUUAAAGAAUAUUAUCAAAAAUCAGAUAUGUGGUUACUUGGAAUGGUACUUUAUUAUUUAUGUUACUCAAGACCAAUAUUAUCAAAUUGA
Molecule: messenger RNA, 921 nt
Organism: Cetraspora pellucida
Lineage: Eukaryota; Fungi; Glomeromycota; Glomeromycetes; Diversisporales; Gigasporaceae
Source: the annotation of a GenBank genome assembly